UCAGUCUUUAUGAGUCAUAUGACCAGCAGACCAGGUCUCUCAACUGCUUCUUUCCUCUUAUGGCUAAACAUCUCACUGUGUUAUGAUCCCUCAAAUACAAAAAACGAAGGCUCUCUUCAAAUCCCCUAUGCUCCAAACUCCAAAACGACAAAAUCCUCUCUUUCUCUAAAACCUUCUCUGUUAUUUGCUAGAGAGCAACGAUCAUCUCCCAUACUCUGUCUCGUCUUGACACCAUGAUUGAAGAGAAGGAAAUGGUCAUGGUUUCACCAACUGGUGGAGACCCAUUUCGCAAAAAUGCCUAUUUUCUCAAACCCAUUCUCCCUAAUUCCUCCAAUUAUGAACCUUCUUUCAAUCUCCCUCACUGUUUUUCCUCCCUCGCACCCCUUUUUGACCCAAAAAAGUUGAACCUUCAAUUCCGUGGAUGGCGUUACGACCACCAAGAUUUGCAGAGUUGGUUUCUCCACCUGGCUUCUAAGCACCAAUCUACAUGGAAGAAAGCUGGUAUCUUUGAAGCCAUCUUCAAUUCCACGUACCAAAUCAAAAAGAAAAAGGAUUUGGUUUGUGGGUUUGCAGAGAAAUGGUGUUGUGAGACCAACACCUUCAUCUUUCCAUGGGGUGAAGCAACUAUCACAUUGGAGGAUGUUAUGGUUUUGGGAGGCUUUUCUAUUUUGGGAUACUCCAUUUUAAGUCCUAUUGAAAGCAGAGAACUGAAAGAAAUAGAAGACAAACUUGAGGAAGAGCGAAUUGGACUUUACAAUCGCAAGGGUGGGGUUAGAGUUGCUUACACACAACUAUGGAUGAAGAAGUUCAUGAAGAGUGGAAGUGAAUUAGAGCACGAAGCAUUCCUUGUGUUCUGGCUGUCCAGGUAUGUUUUCGAUAUGUUAAUGUCUAAAAUCAAUAAGGCUGUUUUCUCCAUUGCAAUUCAUCUAGCUAGGGGGAUUCGAGUUGCACUUGCACCAGCUAUUCUUGCUCACAUUUAUAGAGAUUUGAGUCUGCUCAAAAGGAAAAUUGUAUCUUCAAAUGAAUUAAAUGUCAAGAAUGCUUUUGUACUAGAACUCAUAAUCAAGUCACAGUUUCAAUUAGUUCAGGUUUGGGCAUGGGAACGAUUUCUGGAACUUAGGCCAAAGCCCAAAGUUAUAUGCUAUGGUGAGCCGAGAUUGGCUCGAUGGGAUAAAGUAGACUGUCUGAAUGUUGGAGAUAUGAGGAGGGUUUUAGACUCAGCAGGUGAAGGUUUCAUGUGGCGCCCUUAUGCCAUGGCCAUUAAGAACUGGAAUUUUCCUAAAUACUAUGUUGAAAAGGAAGAGUGGGUUUUGGUUGGUGCAGGCUUGGAUGAUGAACUAUUGUCAUUUGCCAUGUGCUUGAGGGUGGCUGAGUUAGUUGGAUUUGAUACUAUACAAUAG
Messenger RNA from Rosa rugosa (rugosa rose), 1400 nucleotides. RefSeq lists its product as uncharacterized. The transcript has 2 exons. Gene Ontology annotation, biological process: meristem development; meristem maintenance. Bases 234 to 1400 code for a protein of 388 amino acids. NCBI's taxonomy places the organism in Eukaryota, Viridiplantae, Streptophyta, Magnoliopsida, Rosales, Rosaceae. The record is from RefSeq and is a predicted model, not a curated record.